AUGCUAGAUUUUAUAACUGUCUAUCGUAAGAAAAAUGGUGAAACGGCUGUUGGCUAUAUCACAUCUCCUUCAAAUCUAACAUCAUCUUAUGGCUCACGGUCACGUUCAGUAAGCCCUCGACCUUAUACUGCAAGAAAUUUAAGUCCAUCACCUCGUUAUCAUCCUGAAAAAGAGGAUCCAAUUCGUAAUGUUGUUGAUAAUUUAAUAGAUUCUUUAUCUCAACUCCGAUUACAAUGUACAACUAAUGAAAAAAUAGAAGAAAGUCUUGUCUCGCUAAUAUACAAUAAUCGCGAACAACCUAGUAGCAUUUAUUGCUGGUUAUCUGAUAACCAAAACACUCUAUCAUAUGGAACUUUGCUCGGUUUCCUCUUACUAGUAGGAAUUGGUUGUGAGAAAGAUGAGAAACGUGCUUUCACUUUAUUCCUUACUGCUGCAAAAAGAGAUUACUUAGUUGCUCAAGAAUUCAUUGGUCACUGUUAUUUCUACGGUAUUGGAACCCAUAAAGAGGAAAACUUGGCAUUCAAUUGGUUUAGUAAAUGUGCAAAGCAAGAGAGUGCUUGUGGAUAUCAUGGACUUGGCCGGUGCUACGAAUACGGUAAAGGAACUGAUCGAUGUUUGAUUAAGGCUUACGAAUGCUACCGUACCUCUGCUGAAGGAGGAAAUGUACGUGGAAUGAAUGAUCUAGCACGGCAUUAUAGAGAUGGUAUCGGUCACACCAGAAAUCUGGAUAAGGCAAUCCGUUGGUAUCGGAAAGCAUUCAAUCAUGGAUGUGAAGAAGCUCAAAGUGAAUUGGACAUUUUAUUAGAUCAAAAUUAUAGCUAG
Cetraspora pellucida is the source of this 822-nucleotide messenger RNA. Lineage: Eukaryota; Fungi; Glomeromycota; Glomeromycetes; Diversisporales; Gigasporaceae. The record is from the annotation of a GenBank genome assembly.